Molecule: messenger RNA, 1760 nt
Organism: Anoplophora glabripennis (Asian longhorned beetle)
Lineage: Eukaryota; Metazoa; Arthropoda; Insecta; Coleoptera; Cerambycidae
Product: probable peroxisomal acyl-coenzyme A oxidase 1
Exons: 9
Biological process (GO): lipid homeostasis; fatty acid beta-oxidation using acyl-CoA oxidase
Cellular component (GO): peroxisome
Molecular function (GO): FAD binding; acyl-CoA oxidase activity; fatty acid binding
Source: RefSeq, a predicted model, not a curated record
UUUAUUUCACUACCGGUAAAGACUCGUUAGAGGUUUAUUCUUUUAGAGAGCUUGGGGGCCAGCUAGGAUCUGCCCUGCUGACAGAGGGCAACCCGUUGCUGAUGCACUACCUAAUGUUCAUACCAACCUUAAUAGGUCAAGGAACCGCUGAACAACAAACAAUAUGGCUCCAGAAGGCAUGGACAUGCAACAUUAUAGGAACUUAUGCACAAACCGAACUAGGACAUGGAACGUUUAUUAGAGGGCUGGAAACUACAGCUACGUACGAUCCGAAAACGGAAGAGUUUAUUUUGAAUUGUCCCACAUUAACGGCGUACAAGUGGUGGCCAGGGGGGCUGGGUCACUCGGCUAAUUAUGCUAUUGUAUUCGCACAACUUUACACCCAGGACAAAUGCCACGGGAUUCACGCGUUUAUAGUCCAACUUAGGGACGAGGAAACGCAUGAUCCUCUACCAGGAAUUAAAGUAGGUGAAAUUGGUCGUAAACUGGGGAUGAACGGUGCAAAUAAUGGUUAUCUAGGCAUCGAGAAUGUCAGAAUUCCUAGAACAAACAUGCUUAUGAAAAACAGCGAAGUCUUACCUAAUGGUACUUACGUAAAAUCACCUAGUAGUAAGUUGACGUAUGGUACAAUGAUAUUUGCUCGAGUAGUCUUAGUGGAAUAUGCAGUUAUAUUGUUGAAAAGGGCUGCAGUUAUAGCCACAAGAUACAGCGCUGUGCGCCACCAAUCACAAAUUUAUUUAAAUGGACCUGAGGUACAAAUUCUGGAUUUUGUGACGCAACAAUACAAGUUAUUCCCUUAUAUAUCCAUGUGCUUCGCCUUCCAAUUUGCUGGAAGUUGGCUGUGGAAUACUUAUAACACAGUUAACGAAGAGUUGAAAUUCGGACAAUUGGACAAUCUGUCAGAACUACACGCAGUGUCUUGCGUUCUGAAAGCCGUAAGCAGCGCCGACGCGGCCGAAGGCGUUGAAACUCUUCGUUUGGCUUGCGGAGGUCACGGCUACAUGACCUCAUCAAAUUUACCGAACAUCUAUGGACUAGUUACGGCGGUGUGUACUUACGAAGGCGAAAAUACCGUUCUACUACUACAGACUGCUAGAUUUUUAAUCAAGGCCUGGCAAAAUAAGACGAACAUGGGUAAAUCACCGACUCUGAAGUAUUUGGAAAUGCCCCUCGAGGAAAACAUUCCAUUCGAAAGAUCGGUAAAUUGGAUCAUUUCCACUUUACAGCAGACGGUGGUAAGCAAAAUCAACCUAGUUAACCACCAUAUCAAUGAACGGGUUAAAAAUGGCGAGACAUAUGAGGAUGCUUGGAACAAUACAUCAAUAGAAUUGGCAGCCGUGGCAGUAUUACACGGUAGAACGUUUAUAGUCGAAACGUACUCUAACACCGUUAGCGAUUUCCAGAAGAAGGUUUCGCCAGAAUUACGUACCGUGUUGCAGCAGCUUUUAGAACUUUACGCGGUUUAUACGAUUCUCAGAUCGACUGGUGAUGUCUUAAGAUUUACUGGCACCUCAAGAAAAGAUAUUGAAGUGAUUCAAUUGUGGCUUGAAGAAUUAUUAGCUAGUAUACGUCCCAAUGCGGUUGGUAUAGUGGAUGGCUUUGAUAUGCGCGAUGAGAUAUUGUCGUCAACUUUGGGAGCUUACGAUGGCAAUGUUUAUCAGAGAUUGUUCGCCGAGGCACAGAAAAGUCCUUUAAAUGCUGAGCCAGUCAACAAAUCGUUCCAUAUGUACCUUAAACCUUUCAUGAGGUCUAAUCUUUAG